CCCCACUCUCCGCCCCCUUACUAAUGUCUCUUUUUCGCCUUCUCUACCACUUGAGUUGGCAUUAGCACUGUGCUGUGCACAACAACGCUUGGUUUGGAAUGUAGGCGCAAAGACAUCUGUCUCCAAAAUGGACCUGCAAUCCGAGCUCCUGAAGUCCAUCUGGUACGCGUUCACAUCGCUGGACGUGGAGAAAUGCGGCAAAGUAUCCAAGUCCCAGUUGAAGGUUCUCUCUCAUAACCUUUACACAGUGUUGAACAUCCCACACGACCCUGUGGCACUGGAGGAACAUUUUCAAGAUGAUGACAGUGGACCUGUGUCAACCCAUGGCUACAUGCCCUACCUCAACAAAUACAUACUGUCCAAGGUCAAAGAGGGGGCGUUUGACAAGGAGGAGUUUGACGACCUGUGCUGGAUGAUGACCAAGAAGAAGAACUACAAACCUACUAGCAGCCAAGGGGGCCUAUUGUGCUCCCCAAGAGACUGUUUCAAACUGUUCUGUUUGUUUAACUUGCUCUCAGAGGACCACUACCCACUUGUCAUGAUCCCUCUGGAGGUGGAAUAUUUGCUGAAGAAAAUCUCCACAGCAAUGAACCAGGAGUGGGAUGGCAAGCCUCUGGAGGACCUGCUAUCCCAGGAUGCCUCUGUCCAGGAGGAGGGCAUGUCAGUGUGGAUGUUCCUUGACCAUAUGGACACUGGGAGGUUGCUGAGGGUCACCAGUGUGGAGGCCUUCAGUCUGGCCCUAGACCAUGUCUUCCUUGAAAUGUACCACAAUGUCCUGAAAAGCGGUUACAUGUGGAAGAAGGGACACGUGCGUAGGAACUGGACAGAGCGUUGGUUCGUGCUCAGGCCCUCUGUCAUGGCCUACUACAGCAACGAGGAACUAAAAGAAAAGAAGGGAGAGAUCCCACUGGACCAGUACUGUGUGGUGGAGGCUAUUCCAGACAAGGAUGGGAAGCGUUGUCUCUUUUGUGUGAAGACACCAUGCAAGACCUACGAGAUGAGUGCUGCAGACCAGAAACAGAAAGUGGAGUGGACACAAGCUGUGCAGCAGGCCAUCCGUCUCCAGAGUGAAAAAAAGUCCUCCUUGCACCAGGAACUAAAGCUGAAGAGGCGGAUCCAGAGAGAGCUCAGCCAACGAGAGCGUAGCAUGAGCCUGGGUGCCAGGAGCCCCCGCGGCAGUCAAUCAGAUGAUCUUACAGCUCAAGCCAAUCUGGAGAAGGAACGGCAAGAAAAGACGAUAGAGAUUAUUAUUCAGCACCAGAGGGAGGUGGAGGCACAGCGCAGAGAGAAGGAAGAGAAAGAGAGGGAGAAACAGAGGGAGGUCCAGAGAGAGUUGGAGAGACAACUACUGGAGGCUGAGAAACUGCGGGAGAGCAUGCAGGCUGAGAUGGCAGAGAAGGAGAAAGAGGCUGAGCAGCAGAAGAGGAGGAUCAAGGAGCUGGAGCUGAUUCAACACAAACUGGAGGCCGCUCUCAAUACAGAGAUUCAGACUCGCGUGGAGGAGGAGAAAGUCCGGUUGGAGCUAGAGCGGGUACUGCAGGCCGAAGAGGAGAAGCGCAGGCAGUGCAUGCUGCUCCAGCAGCAGGAGGCAUCUCAUCACGUCAGCCCCAGGGAAGAGGCCCUGAACGGAGCUAAGGAAGAGUGUCCAGCCCCAACUGCCCUCCACUGCGCCUCCCAGGAACUCCAGAGCCUCAGAGAGACCCGCGAGAGGAGUCACCAGCACCUAGAGGAAGUCCAGGAGAAGCUCCGUAAAGCCAGUAACCAUGUACGACACUGGAACAUUCAGCUCAACCGACUGAUGAAACCUGUUGCUCCAGGCGAUAAGUUAUCAUCGUUGCCAGCUAAAAUCACCUGCCCAAAACAGGAGGGGGCAUUAGCCAGCAGUGAGUUCAUCACUAAAUUCCAACCAAGAACCAGUGAGGAAGCAUUGCAGUCCACAGACAGGCAAUCCCCUACAAUAGAGGAGGAGCUACAGGAACAGAUGAAAGAAGUCACCCUAUCAGAACCUGAGGGAUUAGAAGCACAAUCCAAUGGACAAGGUAGAUAAUAGUGAUUCUUGGUAAAUUUCUGGGUUUUCAUCCAAUGGUUUAAUGGCAGUGAAGUGUUUCAUCCAACCAUUUUAUGGCUGUCACAACAGGUUUGAUGGAUAAAGAUAACUUGUUGUUGAACAAUCAAAAGUGGGAUCUUUUUAUGUUGGAAAAAUUAAUAAUGCAAGAAAUGUUUAUGCAACAAUCACCAUAUCAAAGUGAAUAUGUAUGUAUCGUUCUACUACGACUCAGGAAAAAAUGCAGUCGCUCAGUUAACAGAUAACAUCUUUAUGUGAAUAAAAAUGGUAAGCUUGGCAUGGUGGUGAAUUAUGCAUGAUGUCCUUACAUGGCAAUGUAAGCAGAAAAGACACUAUAACUACGUACAUCACACACUUGGGGCAUUUUGGUGGAAAUUGUCCAUAUUGUUAUGAGUUUUGAGUAC
Esox lucius (northern pike) is the source of this 2469-nucleotide messenger RNA. RefSeq names its product DEF6 guanine nucleotide exchange factor c (gene def6c). The transcript is spliced from 12 exons. Bases 128 to 2047 code for a protein of 639 amino acids. Gene Ontology annotation, cellular component: cytoplasm; nucleus. The record is from RefSeq and is a predicted model, not a curated record. Lineage: Eukaryota; Metazoa; Chordata; Actinopteri; Esociformes; Esocidae.